Molecule: messenger RNA, 3579 nt
Organism: Phacochoerus africanus (Common warthog)
Lineage: Eukaryota; Metazoa; Chordata; Mammalia; Artiodactyla; Suidae
Gene: PHF13
Product: PHD finger protein 13
Exons: 4
Coding region: 345-1247 (300 amino acids)
Biological process (GO): mitotic chromosome condensation
Molecular function (GO): chromatin binding
Source: RefSeq, a predicted model, not a curated record
CGAGACACGAGCCGAACUGGGCGUCAGGUCGGGGAGCCGGUCGGGUUCCCGCUCGCCGCCGCCGCCGCCACCGCCCCCCGCAGCGACUCUCCCGCCUCUCCAGUCGCGUUGGUCGCGGGGAGCUGCAUCAACAACUCUGCUCGGCUGUGGAGCCGCCUGCCCGAGAGCACGGUGACUGGGACGCGACACGCCGAGCCGCCCAUCAUCUCUAGUCAGGGCGACCCCUCCCGGGUCCGCCCUCGCCCUGCGCGGCCGCCGGAGCCCCCAGUCCCCGAGCGGCCCCGCGACUCGGCGCCCGCAUCCCGGCCCCUGCACUCCCGCGGCCGCCGCCCCCCACCCUGAACAUGGACUCCGACUCCUGCGCCGCCGCUUUCCACCCGGAGGAGUACUCCCCCGGCUGCAAGAGGCGCAGGACCGUGGAGGAUUUCAACAAGUUCUGCACCUUUGUCUUGGCCUACGCGGGCUACAUCCCUUACCCUAAGGAGGAACUCCCUUUGAGGAGUAGCCCCAGCCCUGCCAACAGCACUGCUGGUACCAUCGACAGCGACGGCUGGGAUGCUGGUUUUGCUGACAUCUCGUCCACGGUGCCCUUGCCCGUGUCUGACCGCUGCUUUGGCCACCUGCAGCCUACUCUCCUGCAGCGAGCCAAGCCCAGUAACUUCCUGCUGGACAGAAAGAAGACCGACAAGCUGAAGAAGAAGAAGAAGAGGAAGCGCCGGGACAGCGACGCGCCUGGGAAGGAGGGCUACAUGGGGGGCCUGCUGCAGCUGGAAUCCGCCGACCCCUACGCAGAGACCCCCACGAGCCCCACCCUGCAGGAUAGCCCCCAGGCCCCCGGCGACCCCUGCUCGGGCUGGGACUCCGACACACCUUCCAGUGGAUCUUGUGCCGCGGUGUCCCCCGACCAGGUCAAAGAAAUAAAAACUGAAGGCAAACGGACUAUCGUCCGGCAGGGCAAGCAGGUGGUGUUCCGGGACGAGGAUAGCACUGGCAACGACGAGGACAUAAUGGUGGAUUCAGAUGAUGACUCCUGGGACCUCGUCACCUGCUUCUGCAUGAAGCCGUUUGCCGGCCGCCCCAUGAUAGAGUGUAACGAGUGCCACACCUGGAUCCACCUGUCCUGUGCCAAAAUCCGCAAGUCCAACGUUCCCGAAGUGUUCGUCUGCCAAAAGUGCCGGGACUCCAAGUUCGACAUCCGCCGUUCCAACCGCUCCCGGAUGGGCUCCCGGAAGCUGUUCCUGGACUGACCUGGGAGAGCGAGGAGACGGUGGGCGAGGAGUCGGGAGGGACGGGGGGCCUCCGGCCCCCUCUUAGUGGAGCACAGAACUCUGAGCUCUGGUGCGGGCAGACCCCUGCCAUUCAGGUGCCUAAGCGGACGGACCGGCUGUCCAAGGUAGAAACUGUACAUACAGCCAGUGACUGAAUAAACCCUCGUUGGCCGAGCCGCCGCUGCGGCGCUGUGUCCUCCACGGUGGAGGCGGACUGCACGCCUGCAUGCGGCCGGCUUGGUCCAGCUGAAGCAGAGGGUAUGUGGUAGUUGUGAGUUCUUGCUGUCGUUGUAAACAAGCUCCCGCCGAAGGGAACGCCUGCUGGCUGUCAUCCUGCUUCCGCCGUGUCGGGGAGGGCGGUCGGCGUCCCUGGCCUGUGGACGAACAGCCCCGCGUGUGAGCUUCUUCGCGAUGUCAGUCUUUUGCCAUAAGUGUCUACAGCAACCAUCGGAGCUGCCCCUACCUUCCUGGUCCGCUCUCUCCCCUGCCUGGGGGGCCGCCCGGGGGCCUAGCUGGUGAGCCCCGUGUUUUUUCGGUUUGUUAAAAGGGACACUGUGCAGCCGUUUCUCUCUGGAAAGGGGGUCAGUUGGGGUUCAAGGUGGCCCAUGUUCAUAACUCAGUUUCCUGUUUUGCACGAUGUAAAAAAACUGUCUUUUUGCACGAAAUAGCCCAAAGUAUUGGCAGACUUCUGCCCGGGUUCCCUUUCUCUCCAGUUGGCUUUUGAGGGCCUGGGGGUGGCCCAGGAAGCAGAUUUCAAGCGGUGGCACUUGGAUUCUCUCCUGGCCUCUCCCUCUCACGUUAUUCUAGUAGCGCCCUUAAGGGUUAGGCAGUCACGGGGCCGAGUUCCGCUGCCUAGUGGGGUCAGGGAGCGUUGGAGGAAGGCCUCUCCCGUGGGUUGUUAGUAGUGUGCCCCUCACACAGGCUGGCCUGCUGGUUCCACGGGGCAAGGUAGGAUCUUUGAAGCCUUUUUUUUUUUUUUUUUUGGUUUGAAUUGGUGAGUGAGACGGUAACACUGCCCUCUAGGAAGGUACCAUUGAGCUGGGUGGAGUUCCUUCGAGCUAAACUGGGACCCCGGCCUGGGGGAGACCCCUCUGCGGGCCAGCUCUGGAGAAGCUGGGAGGUUGAAGGCCCUGCUCUGCUCGAGGGCGGCGUCGCGGGGACACUGGUGGUUCCCGGGCGCCAGGGAGAGGGAGGGCUCGAGCUUUCUCCAAAAUUGACGUUUUUUAGCAGUUCAGAUGCUUGUUCUCAGAAAUGUUUUUUUUGUAAAUUGAUGGGUGUGUUUUGCCUAAACAUUGUUCCUUAUGAAGCAUGAAAAGGGAAGGGUGCCCAACUCAGUCCUAUUUAUGUAGAGCAGGAUGGGCCCUCGGCCUCCCUGCUGGGGCCUCUCCCCGGGGACCCUUGUGUGGGGCUGCGGGGGGACUUGGUCCACGUCCCCUCACUGAAGCAUCCAGGGGGUUGAACUUUCAUUGGCUAAUCAGAGCCUAUAUCUUGUCCUAGUGUGUUUCAUGCUUGACCAGCCAACUGCCUUUUUGUUUUAUUUUUUAAUUCUGUUGCUUAUAUUAACACAAACCUAGAGAGGAAUAGUUUCUGAGACCCAUUUUAUUGUGAACAUUCCCCAAGGGAGACGUUCUGCUGUAGAGAAAAAUAGUAAGAAGCUGGCUUAGAAACAACCUUUUCCCCAGACGACUGUCUGGCUCUGACCAGGGCAAACCUCCAGGCAAAGUUGGAGAGGCAUUUGCCAAAGAUCUGCCCCGUGACGUUGCCUGUCCAGUGUCUUUACUAUGAUAGUAGCCAAAGCUGCAAAGUGUUUCUCUCUUAAAUGAAAACUCCACCAAGUUUUAAAAGUGCAUUUAAAAACAGGCGUGAUUUUUAGAGUGGUACUGCCAACCCUGGCAACUGCCAUGUUGCUUUUAGAAGGUUCAAUUCCUGGUGGCGCCUCUGGAAGGCAUUUGAGAUUCAUCUCGAUUUGUUUCCUUCGUUUCCUUUUUGUUCUUGCAACAGAUUUCUCCCCGUGGGUGGUGUCUGAGAGGUUCAGGAUACCUUGGUUUUUGUGUUAGAUUGAGCUGGGCAGCUGCAAUCAGCUUUAUGCAAAUGAGACACGGCCCAUCUAGGGGUUCCUGGUUGGUGGCUGAUGGAGUGAGGGGAGGGAAAGGUGUCACCCCAAAAGCCCCUCCCAUUGGCUUUGGCCAGGCCAGACACUUAACAUCGUUUACAUGGUUCUGUGUAAUUAUAAAGUUUAUGUGUAUAAAGCAAAGCUGUUUCUGUGAAACUGUAUAUUUUGUAAAUAAAUAUAUUGCUACUUUGAGGUUCA